Molecule: messenger RNA, 2976 nt
Organism: Bombus impatiens (common eastern bumble bee)
Lineage: Eukaryota; Metazoa; Arthropoda; Insecta; Hymenoptera; Apidae
Product: ETS-related transcription factor Elf-5
Exons: 7
Coding region: 523-1431 (302 amino acids)
Biological process (GO): cell differentiation; regulation of transcription by RNA polymerase II
Cellular component (GO): nucleus
Molecular function (GO): sequence-specific DNA binding; DNA-binding transcription factor activity, RNA polymerase II-specific
Source: RefSeq, a predicted model, not a curated record
UCCGGUCGACCUCGUUGGAUCGCAAAAUAAUGAAGCCACUCGGGGAAUAACCGUCGCGUUAGCUAUAUUUUCGGUUGCGUUUUCGUCUCGAAUUCUCCGGAUCUCGGCAACCGCCGCCAAUGGUGUGUAUCCGCAAUUAUUGCGUCAGCUAUCGUGAAGCACGUCGCCGAUGAUUGGUCAAUUCCAAAGAGCGGGAAAUCCCCGUUGAAACCUGCUCUUCCGCGCUAUCCGUCCCCGUGAUACUCCCGCUGACGUCUUUCGCGUCACCACAUCGCCUGGCGUCUUCGUCAGAGACAUUUCGGCGACCGGCGAUCAGUAUCGCGUUGCGCGACAACGCCGCGACCUCGUGCUUAGUUUGAAGUAUAAUUGUUUUCGAUCUGUUUUCCAACAGACAGUGAUGCGACUUGUUCACGCCGCGCUGUGACAUACAUUUACCUUCGCGUAAAUCGUGACACUUCUCUGUAACGAACAUAUUGUUACGUUUGUACGACAGUCUUUGCAUUUGCUUAGUUGAAGAAUCGAAUGAACUUAAUAAUGGAUCCGUUCAGUAGUUACGAUAGAACCGACUUAGUGGAGGUGUGCCCUUCAUUUCCUAAUCUAAAUGACGACGAUGAUCAUUUCGUACUGGACAUGGACUCAUUGGUCACAUUGAAAACUAAUGCCCUGACCACGCGUAGUUACGAACCUCCCCGAAAAAAGUGUUACUUUGGUGAUGAAAAUAAUGAAAUUGAUGGUACUGGUUGGUCUGAUAAACCUAUUAGAAACUGGUGUCAAGAAGAAACAAUAAACUGGUUGAUGUCUGCGGCAUCUUAUAUCGGACAACCGUAUAGUCUGAUACAACAUAGUCUUGCGGUACCAGGAAACGAGUUGGUCACCUUUACCAGAGACGAUUUUAUCAACCAUGAUCCUAUGUACGGAGAUCGACUCUAUGACCUACUCCACUCUCAGCAUAUCUCAAAUAUACUUCCACCAUUUAAUACCAUCCAUCCUCAUUCCGAAGACGAAUAUGCGCGAAUUAAUUCCAACAGUACAUCAGAUGCAGAAUCAGAUAAUAAUAGUAUUGAUUACCAAACUACCAAACGGCCACCAGGGAGGCCAAGGGUAUUAAAACCAAAAAAAAGUUCUACUAGCCAGGGAAAGCUUUGGGAGUUCAUCAGGGACCUCUUACGUAAUCGAGAAACGUGUCCAAGUUUAAUCUGUUGGGAAGAUUAUUCUCAAGCGAAAUUUCGGUUCGUUAAAAGCGAUGAGGUCGCGAAACGAUGGGGUUCAAGAAAAGGAAACACAAAAAUGACGUACGAGAAACUGAGUCGAGCAAUGAGGUACUAUUAUAAAAGCAAAAUUUUUCAACCUGUACUCGGUAGAAGAUUAGUUUAUCAAUUUGGACCAAAUGCAAAGGGUUGGCAAACUGAUAAUCCAAACUUCCGAUAUUAAAAAUUUAGGAUUGCAUUUGUUAUAAAAAUUGUACAAAAAAGUAAAAGUAACGUUUGUGACCUAUUGUGAAUUUCGCUCACAGGAUGUAUCUUAAAAUUGCUUUAAAAAGAUAACGUUUCUACAAUUAGAGAUUUGUCAAUGUAUAUUUUGAUAUUGAAAAAGGAAGUGAAAGUAUUUUGUUAAUUGAAUCGAAACGUUUGAGCAUCAACUUGCAAUCAAUAAUCUAAAUAAAAGACUAAGAAGAAAAGAUCUAGUAUUAUAGAUGAUACAUACUGACUAGAUUUAAAUAACGUAAAAAGCAGUAUAAAUGAAUAAAAAUGUCGAGGUUUUUAUAUGUAUGACUGAAUUUAUAGAAAUACGUGAUAGCAAAAUGUGAAUACGAAAUAAUUUAAACUUGUAAGAUUUUUUCAAUUUAUUUGAUUUUAAGUAUUAGCGUAAUAGAUUACUUAUGUAAAAGUACACAUAUUAUAAUCAAGGAAGGCAUUAAUUCCUUCUGACUUACAAUCAAAUAAAUUUACUAUUACUUAUUUUUUUAUAUCACAGAGUUGUAUUACAUACCUUAAUCUGGAAGCAUAAGUACUUUUUAAAUUGACCCUGGAUUACAAAUAACAUGCCAGGUAAUUUCAAAAGAGGGAACUAAAUUUUUAUAGGUUCGUAACCAAUACAAAUCCACCAUAAAUUUUUUUCCUAGAAUAGUCUUAAAGGAAAUCGAGAAGAAGUAUAAUCACAUUAUUUUUUUUUAUAAAUUAUAUUAGAUGAAAUAUCGGAUUUAUAAUUGGUGUUAAUUCAUUUUCGUUUCAUUAACGGUUAAUUAUUAAAUGUGGAUACUUAUUCUACAAUAGCACAUGCAAGAAAGCUGGCAAAAAUAUUUGUAUUUUUAAAUAAAUUCUGGACGAUUCGAUUAGUCAUUAACAAAUAUGAAAUAUUGAAAUUCAAGAUACAUAGUAUCGUGGCGGAAGAAGAUAUGCUGGUAAAAAUGAUGCAUAUCUCCUUUUUAAUUCAUUUGUUGAAGUUAUUUAUAGGAUUCUUGGAUUAAAUUUAACUCGAGCGAACUCGAAAUCGUUGUUUGUGUAAUAAAAGCGUAAAAUAAUCCCGACUGCACUAAUUAAAUUUGAUCAUUUUUUUAAAAAUGCACUUUUCAAAUACAAAAUAUUAUUAUUUAAAAUGAUCAUUAAGAAAUAUUUAAAAAAUUUGGAACUAUCAUUAUUUGAAUCAAUAGAAUAUUUGUGCAACCGGGUAUGUACUUAAAUAUCUUUUUUAACACCAUCGUAAAAUUUUUUACAUAAUUCGACAGAACUGUAAAAUGAAACGCUAUCAUAUCGUUUUUCUCGGAACUACUUAACCUUUCAAAAUGUUAACUUUAUGGUCAAUUAUAAAUGUUUAAGUUUAUCGACUAUCAAAAAGGCACGAAUCGUAAAUAAUCUCUACCGUAAAGUUCGCAUUAAUUGCGACGAUAUCCUGUAGAAAGCAUGUGCGUUGUGAUUAUGUAAGAUAAUUUACGGAAACAAUCAACGUAUAAUCUUUGGUUAUAUAUAUUAAAAAAAA